CUACAUCACCAGGCUGGCCCCUGAAGUACAAGUUUUUAGUUUUGAUAAAAUCAAAUUUAUCUUUUUAGUCUUUUGUUGACUCGAUUUGGUCCCUCUGCCCCUUCCUGAUUUGUUAAAUAUUUAAACUUACGGACCCCAGGCAGUUCUGAACUUAACACUGGGGGGCUCUAGGAGGGAGCUACACUAGGAGAGUUGCUUUUACUGUGUAUCUUUUUGCACUGUUUAGAUUCUUUUUCUAGUUCAUAUUAUUUUAUUUCAGUUAAAAAAAAAAAGAGUCCCACUGGAAAAUGCUACUAAUUUUUAGCCUUUUAUGAUGCUGAAUAGAGUGAAAGGAAGCGCCUUACUAAUGGGGAUAGAACACAGACCCAGGGGCAGGAACGUCGCCUGGUUGCCCUGCUUCUCACCCAUUGCCCAGCAGCAGGCGCUCAGUGAACCCUGUGAAAGAAAUGAGGAAGUGUUUCACUUGACAGACACCAUCUUCUUCCUUCCCACACCAUCCACUCCUCAACAAAAGCAAAGAGGUGCCCAGCUGGCUUUAGUUGCCACCAUGGAGCUACCAGGAGACAGCAGCUCUCCCCAGAGCCCUGAGUGACUGUCCAGACCAGCACUGCAAGGAGCCUCACCUGCCUACCUCCUGAGGACCUGGGAUUGAGGUCCAGGAAAAGUGGUGAAGAUGUCGAACGAGCCACCCCCUCCUUAUCCUGGAGGCCCCACAGCCCCCCUUCUGGAGGAGAAAAGUGGAGCCCCGACCACCCCAGGCCGCACCUCCCCAGCUGUGAUGCAGCCCCCACCGGGCAUGUCGCUGCCCCCUGCAGACAUUGGUCCCCCACCCUAUGAGCCUCCGGGUCACCCAAUGCCUCAACCUGGCUUCAUCCCCCCACAUGUGAAUGCAGAUGGCACCUACAUGCCUCCAGGUUUUUACCCUCCUCCAGGCCCCCACCCACCCAUGGGCUACUACCCACCAGGGCCCUACCCACCAGGGCCCUACCCUGGCCCUGGGGGCCACACAGCCACAGUCCUGGUCCCUUCAGGGGCUGCCACCACGGUGACAGUGCUGCAGGGAGAGAUCUUUGAGGGCGCACCUGUGCAGACGGUGUGUCCCCACUGCCAGCAGGCCAUCACCACCAAGAUCUCCUAUGAGAUUGGUCUGAUGAACUUCGUGCUGGGCUUCUUCUGCUGCUUCAUGGGGUGUGAUUUGGGCUGCUGCUUGAUCCCUUGCCUCAUCAACGACUUCAAGGAUGUGACGCACACGUGCCCCAGCUGCAAAGCCUACAUCUACACGUACAAGCGCCUGUGCUAACGGAGCUGGGACAGGACUCCCCGCUGUCAGUCUGGUCCCCUGUGCUUCACUCCCUGCGCUCAGUGGCUUACUUCCCUGCUCACACUUGGGGGUGGAAGCCGUUCCACCGGUCCCCUGGAAGUCUUGUCUUCUUCGCCUUGCCCUUCCCUGAGCAUCUGACUCUUCUGGCAGAAAUUCUGUUGGAUUUAAGGCCAAGGGUCAGCGAGUGGCAGGGGGAUGGCACUGAGCUUGUGUGUUGCUGGUUUGCUUGGUGUUUGUGAUCAGGAAGAUAAGCUGGGAAGGCUUUCCUCGCACGGUCUCCCUGCUGGGGUCUCAUUCCUCCAUUUCUGUAUGAAGUACAGGUUUGGUCCUGACUCUCCCUGGGACCAAAAGCAGCCAGAGCAGUGGCUGGUUCCCCGGACUUGGGGCCUGCAGCAGAGCUGUGCCUGUAGCCACAGUCGUUUCUGAUCUGCUGGGCUGAAAGCAAGGCAGUGGACUCAAGCAUGACAGGGUCAUAAGGCCUGGGUUUCUUUCUCAAGUGCUAGAGGCAUGAUAGGAGGAAUGACCCUGACCCUCAGAACUCUUAGGAACACUUAACACAUUGUCCAAGUGCCCAGGAGACACCUGGGGUAAGACAGAGAGAUCAGCACACCUAUAGGUCAUGGGGUAAGUGAUUGGGCCCUGUCUUGCCAAGAAGGGACUUGCCUCUGGCCCCUGCCCAGCUCCCUUUCUGGCCACACCUCUGUGAACCCAUUUUUGCCGGGUCCAAAAAGAAUGCCCAGGAGCCUAGCCCAUCUGUCUAUACCAUGUCCUUGCUGUGUGUGGGUGCGACCUCUGCUCUGUAGCUAGUGUGCCCUAGCUGGGAUCAGAGAUGGCAGAGAGGAGGGGCCUCCUUGUGGGCGCACUCAAAUUUGCAGUGUGUUCCCCAUGGAUCCUCUUUCCAGUAAAUGUGGGGCCUUUCGCCCUGGCUGACUCAUUGUCUCUGUGCUUGCUCCAGCAGCAGGCGCUGUGGCACUGGACUGGGGACAGGCUGGGGAUGAGGAACGAGCAGCCACAAGUAGCGGAAGUGCCCUGGUGGACACCAGCCCUGCCCUGGGCCUGAGCCCACAUAGUCUUUAUUUCCUGAAUGGUUUGUCUGUGAACUUGCCACGUAGACUGCUGUAUCCUGCUGCCACCCCUUUCCUGGUCUCGCACUGCCACUGCAUGGCCUCCUGUCACUGUGAAUUGUGGCCGGUCUCAGUUUGUAGUUUCUCAUUAAAUUGGCCCUUUCACUCCCCCGCCCUGGGCCUCUGCUCUUUUGCCUGGCUUCCUUUUGUGAGGGAAAGAGGGAGGGGCUACAGGUAGUCUAAGGGCAGGGGGUUGAGUCCUCAGGGUGUCAGUGCUUAUGCCACAGUGACUGCCCAGGCAUGACGCUGACCUUUAAGUACCUAAUUAAACCAAGCCAGAGUCCAGUGUGGAUGAGGACUGGGAUUCCAGCUGUGCCGGGCCAGGGCAUGAGUUGGCUUCACAGGGCUGUAAGGUCACCUUACUAUCUCUGAUGCUGGUUUCACCCAGGUCCACACCUUGGCAUCUGCUCACGGGACCUUCAGCUGGAGCUCCUAGCUCGAACUCAGGGUCAUCCCACCUUGUAGGCAGGUUCUCACUCCCUCAAGCAAGACAGAGCCACUGGGGCUGAGGCUUCUGGUCUCAAGGCUAACAGGGGGCAGGCAGUCUGGACCCCUAGGUUCUGGGCCUGCUCUGCCCCUACCUCUCAUCUGAACUGUGAAGGUGCAUAGGCUUGGUCAGUAGUCGAACAAAGUUUCCCCACCAUUUAACUCUUGUGAAUUAAACUUUUGCACAUCCUUAAUAUAUAAAACAGGUAACAGACGCCUAGUAAUAAAAAUAAGUCAUUUCUAUUUUA
Molecule: messenger RNA, 3179 nt
Organism: Equus caballus (horse)
Lineage: Eukaryota; Metazoa; Chordata; Mammalia; Perissodactyla; Equidae
Source: RefSeq, a predicted model, not a curated record